AUGCAAAGUAGCGAGUCUCUAAAUUUCAGUCAGCUUAGCCAGAACCACAUCAAAACAUUGAAAGAUGCAUUCCAAAUGCUCGACGAUGACGGGGACAGUAGAGUCUCACAGAAAGAUCUAAAAACUAUGUAUCGAAGUAUUGGCAAACAACUAACAGAUGAACAAGCAAACGAAAUGUUGCAAGUAGAAGGGUCUGAGGAUAAGAACGGGAUUUCGUUCCCAGAAUAUUUGGCGGUCAUGAGUAAAACGGUGGGUGAAUUUCCUGAAGAUUCCGAAAUAAUUGACUGCCUCAAAACGCUCUCAGGGAAUGACGACCUACAGAUACCAUUGGAUGAGCUAGUGCAGCAGUUGAGGGAAGCAGGCUUCCAGGAUCCAGAAUCGGAAUUUGAAAAAAUAUUCAAGGAUUUUACGGCUAGAAACCAGGUGGUGGAGGGCAAGACCUUCAAGGGCUCUCAAUUCAUGGAUAUGAUCUCCGAUUGA
Messenger RNA from Torulaspora delbrueckii, 480 nucleotides. RefSeq names its product Mlc2p (gene MLC2). Gene Ontology annotation, biological process: actomyosin structure organization; mitotic cytokinesis. Gene Ontology annotation, cellular component: cytoplasm; myosin II complex. The record is from RefSeq and is a predicted model, not a curated record. Gene Ontology annotation, molecular function: calcium ion binding; cytoskeletal motor regulator activity; myosin heavy chain binding. NCBI's taxonomy places the organism in Eukaryota, Fungi, Ascomycota, Saccharomycetes, Saccharomycetales, Saccharomycetaceae. The transcript has a single exon. Bases 1 to 480 code for a protein of 159 amino acids.